ACCAUUUAUAUUGAUAGACGUAUUGACAAUAAAAUAUUCACACACCACCUGGACAUUAGUGAUCGAAAGACAUUUCCUGCCAAAUGGCAGUAAUAAUCACACAUAAAUGUCUUCUUAAUGUGCCCUACCGGUCGCCAGGAUGUCGCGAACUCUUAAUAGCCAAUGACACUAGCGCUAGCAAUGGUAUUCACUUCAUACUGUGGAUCAAAUUCGUUAGUAGCUGAACAUCCAUUCUAGCGACAAGACGUUUAUAUUUCAGUGAUUUUAAAGUGUGUGUUUCUAUUUUCAAAAAAUAAUUUUAAUCAUGGCUGGUUCUAUCACCAACAACGCUGCGUUAUAUAAAAAGAAUGCAUUUACUUAUGUGCCUUCAUCACCACCGGCCGAACUUAUCGAAUCUACAUCUUACACACACGACUUCGCAGCCCGUAAGUUUGUACAUAUCGGUAUUGACCCGAGCGAAGAAUUCCAGGUCGUUGUCCAUUUUUUAUCUCCAUCGAGGCAUGUCAAAAUAACACCGGAUUUUCUAAAACGUAUAUUUUCACUAAUGGGUAAUAUGCUGUCAUUCGUAUUGGAGCAGGCGCUAAAAUAUAAGCGUACGUUAUUUUUGGAAACCGAACAUUAUAAAAUAUCCAGUAUGGUGUAUAGCAGAGAAAAUGUGCUAGUGAUUGAGUCAAAAACUCAUGAAGGGUGCAGAGUACUGUUAAAUCGGAAGGACCUUAUACAACUUCAGUAUUUGGAAUGGUGCAUAUUUGAAACGAUUACACGAAAAUCAAAUAUAACACAACCAGCUGUCCUAAAACAAUUCGAUAUAUUUUUAAACUAUAUCGAUGUUGAAUUCACCAAGAUUGAUUCACCACCGAAAAAUAACGAAGAAAUGGUCACAAUUAUCAAAAAUGUACGCGACGGUAAUGUAAUUUCAAAAAUUGCAAAAAAUGAUGUCAAUCUCAUCAGUCAACUCAAAAUGUAUGCUUCAUCUCAAUUAGCCGAACAUUGGGCGAAACGAUGGAGCCGGGAAAUGUCGCCAGAGGUAAAUCUAUAAAUUAUAUUACUUUCAAAAAUAUUCAAUGUAUAAAUAUUAUUUUAUAGUUAUUCACUGAAUCCGAAGUGACGCUCAUUUCACCAUUGUCGCCGUCUCAAUACUCGAGUAUAUCCCCAAUGCUAUCUAUUGAAGAAGAUGACUAUUCAGUGUCACGAGCAGCUGACGAGGAUCGUGGUAUCGAAGAAUUUUUAACACAGGCGACAUGGGCACCAACCAAGUCAUUGGUAAUA
This is a messenger RNA of Myzus persicae (green peach aphid), 1269 nucleotides long. RefSeq lists its product as uncharacterized. NCBI's taxonomy places the organism in Eukaryota, Metazoa, Arthropoda, Insecta, Hemiptera, Aphididae. The record is from RefSeq and is a predicted model, not a curated record. The transcript has 2 exons. Bases 305 to 1039 code for a protein of 244 amino acids.